This is a messenger RNA of Pteropus alecto (black flying fox), 2851 nucleotides long. RefSeq names its product SKI family transcriptional corepressor 1 (gene SKOR1). Gene Ontology annotation, molecular function: RNA polymerase II cis-regulatory region sequence-specific DNA binding; DNA-binding transcription factor activity, RNA polymerase II-specific; SMAD binding. Gene Ontology annotation, biological process: negative regulation of BMP signaling pathway; negative regulation of transcription by RNA polymerase II. NCBI's taxonomy places the organism in Eukaryota, Metazoa, Chordata, Mammalia, Chiroptera, Pteropodidae. The record is from RefSeq and is a predicted model, not a curated record. Gene Ontology annotation, cellular component: transcription regulator complex; nucleus.
AUGGGGCUGAGCCCUCCAGGUCUUUCUUCUAAAAUAUCUGCUUGCGGAGGAGGCGCGGCCGCCCAGCCCCAGCCCAAGCCAGAGCCAGAAUGGGCGGCGGUACUCGGGGCAGUGUGGACGCGGCGCUGGAUACACGGAGGCACCGCAGACCCCGCUGGAGUGGGGGGAGCACCUAAUCCGGAAUACAGCCCUCCGACCUUAGUGCCACCAGCAGUGGAUAAAAGAGAAACCGCGCUAACGGGGGUCAAAAAGCCUAAGGGCUUUCCCAGGGUCCCUGAGAGCAAGAGGAAAAGAGAAAAGCGAGAGGGGAAAAGUGGAGGAGAAGAGGAGACGAACCCCAGAAGAACUGGAAUGCAGGAGGGGAGAGGGCCUGUAACCCUGAGCAAGAGAAAACGAGGGGGCGGGGGCGAGGGCGACCCAGCGCCGCUGGCCGCCGAAGAUUUAUACCUGGCGGAUCCCGGACUCCCGCCCGCCGCGCACCUCCGCUCACUGCUCGCCCGGCUCCAGCCGCCACUGUCGCACGACUCCAUCGUCUCACUCCCACCGCUGCCCUCCUCCCACCUCGUCGCCCUCUCCAAGCUCACCCCUCAAGCCCCAGGAGCUGACUAUCUGAAGGAGGAAAACUUAGGGAGUGGACAGUUAGAAGUGAAGAAGUGGCUCCUAAGAAACUUCCUUGAUAACCUCUCCAUCUCACGUGCUGACCUGGAUAGAAACCACCUUUGGAGCGGCGGCAUGGAGGCUCUCACCACUCAGCUGGGGCCGGGGCGCGAGGGCAACUCUUCGCCCAAUUCUAAGCAGGAGCUGCAGCCCUACUCGGGCUCCAGCGCUCUCAAACCAAAUCAGGUGGGCGAGACGUCGCUGUACGGAGUGCCUAUCGUGUCUCUGGUCAUCGACGGCCAGGAGCGCCUGUGCCUGGCGCAGAUCUCCAACACCCUCCUCAAGAACUACAGCUACAAUGAGAUCCACAACCGCCGCGUGGCUCUGGGCAUCACGUGUGUGCAAUGCACGCCAGUGCAGCUGGAGAUUCUGCGUCGGGCCGGGGCCAUGCCCAUCUCAUCGCGCCGCUGCGGCAUGAUCACGAAGCGCGAGGCCGAACGCCUGUGCAAGUCGUUCCUGGGAGAGCACAAGCCACCUAAGCUGCCUGAGAACUUCGCCUUCGAUGUGGUGCAUGAGUGUGCGUGGGGCUCGCGUGGCAGCUUCAUCCCCGCGCGCUACAACAGCUCUCGUGCCAAGUGCAUCAAGUGCGGCUACUGCAGCAUGUACUUUUCGCCUAACAAGUUCAUUUUCCACUCGCACCGCACACCUGACGCCAAGUAUACGCAGCCCGACGCUGCUAACUUCAACUCGUGGCGCCGUCACCUUAAACUCAGUGACAAAUCGGCCACAGACGAACUGAGCCACGCUUGGGAGGACCGGGGACUUGGUUUGGCAGCGGGAGCUGGCGGCCCCGCCGGCCCUGGAGGGCCUGGUGGCGGCGCCGGCGUACGUAGCUACCCGGUGAUCCCAGUGCCCAGCAAGGGCUUUGGCCUCUUGCAGAAGCUACCCCCGCCUCUUUUCCCUCAUCCCUACGGCUUCCCCACGGCCUUCGGCCUCUGUCCCAAAAAGGACGACCCGGUGCUAGGCGCAGGCGAACCCAAAGGCGGCUCCUAUGUGUCAGCCUUCCGGCCUGUGGUCAAGGACGCAGAGAGCAUUGCCAAGCUCUACGGUAGCACCCGCGACGCAUACGGCUCUGGCCCUGCUCGGGGGCCGGGGCCGGGCGCAGGGUCCAGCGGCGGCUACGUGAGUCCGGACUUUCUGAGUGAAGGCAGCUCCAGUUACCACUCUGCCUCACCUGACGUGGACACUGCCGACGAGCCCGAGGUGGACGUGGAGUCCAACCGCUUCCCCGACGACGAGGGCGCCCCAGACGAGGCCGAGCCCAGCGCGACGGGUGCACCCAGCGCAGGAUGCGGACUGGAUGCCAGCCGGUCCGCAUUUGGGGACCUGGCGGCCGACGACGUGGUGCGGAGACCCGAGAGGAGCCCGCCGAGCGGCGGCUAUGAGCUGCGAGAGCCUUGCGGGCCGCUGGGGGGCCCGGCGCCGGCCAAGGUGUACGCGCCAGAGCGGGACGAGCAUGUGAAGAGCGCGGCGGCGGCGCUGGGGCCCGCGGCCUCCUACCUCUGCACCCCGGAGGCCCAUGAGCCAGAUAAGGAAGACAAUCACUCGACCGCCGACGAUUUGGAAACGAGGAAAUCCUAUCCAGACCAAAGGAGUAUCUCCCAGCCAAGUCCUGCAAAUACAGACCGAGGCGAAGAUGGGCUCACCCUUGAUGUCACAGGAACUCAGCUAGUGGAGAAAGAUAUCGAGAACCUGGCCAGAGACGAAUUGCAAAAGCUGCUCCUGGAGCAAAUGGAGCUGCGCAAGAAGCUGGAGAGAGAAUUUCAGAGUCUUAAAGAUAAUUUUCAGGAUCAAAUGAAGAGAGAAUUGGCUUAUCGAGAAGAAAUGGUGCAACAGCUGCAAAUUGUCAGAGACACUCUGUGUAAUGAACUUGACCAAGAGCGGAAGGCGCGCUAUGCCAUCCAGCAGAAGUUAAAAGAAGCCCACGACGCCCUGCACCACUUCUCCUGCAAGAUGCUGACGCCCCGCCACUGCACUGGCAACUGCUCCUUCAAGCCCCCGCUGUUGCCCUAGGGUCCGCCCGUCCGCGCCCACGCGCCCUCAAGCCAUGCUGCUCUCUUCUUGUAAAUACCCGCGGCCGCGGCGGCCAGAGCGAGGAACAAGCCAUUCGGACCGGACCGAUGUAAAUAAAGCCUCCCGCCCGCCCUCCUCCCGGGCGCCUCGGCCUUGCCCGUUCCCUUCCGGGCGUCCCAGU